AGUUAAGUGAACAGUGAGGCGUCCCCGGGAGUACUACAUCGCAAGGUGUUGACUCUUGUUCGUGGUGUGUGCUAAGUUGAAGCUACAUCAGGUGCAUUGCUCUGGAAGUACCUGGUAGUCUUGGGCACGUGGUGGGCUGUUGUGAUCCUCAGUACAGCACGUAUAGGGGCUUGCCAGGCGCGUGCCAUACCCUGCCUCAGUGUAGCGACCAACGAUUGAUGAAGAAGCUCCUGCGUCUCCUGUCUCUCAACGACCGCGCCCGCCGGCGUGCUCAGCACACACAGACCCUCUGUCCCAUCGGCUGUGAGGCCGCUGACGAGGGCGUUCCCGUCCCCACGAAGGAGCUGAGUAGAGAGUGUUGGUCCUCCCCGUGCCCCAGCCUAGGCGCCCGCUGGACCUGUGUUCGCCUGUACGCCCUGGCCCAGAGGCUGACGGAGGUGCGGAAGUGAGUGUCCCGAAAGAAAGGAAGACGCGUGGCGGCCCUCCGGGAGGCGACACACACGGACGCGGAGCAGCAGCUUGGCAUCCGCAAACAUGGCAUCUCUUACUCAACAAUUGAUGGAGGAGGUGCAGCCGGCACUGACCACUUCCGGGGGCAAGGUGACUGUGGUGGGCGUGGGCCAGGUGGGCAUGGCUUGCGCCUUCUCCCUCCUCACCCAACACAUCUGCUCUGAGCUGGCCCUGGUGGACGUGAUGCCCGACAAACUGCGCGGCGAGAUGAUGGAUUUGCAGCACGGUCUCACCUUCCUUAGGAAUGUGAAGAUUGAGGCUAGCACAGACUAUUCCGUCUCCGCUGGGUCCCGCCUCUGCAUCGUGACUGCUGGGGCACGUCAGAGGGAGGGGGAGUCCCGCCUGUCUUUGGUGCAGCGCAAUGUGGACAUCUUCAAGGGCAUCAUUCCCAACCUUAUCAAGCAUUCCCCAAAUUGCAUCCUUCUGGUUGUGUCCAAUCCAGUGGAUAUCUUGACCUACGUGGCUUGGAAGAUUUCUGGUCUGCCCAAGAAUCGUGUGAUUGGCUCCGGCACUAACCUGGACUCCUCACGGUUCCGCUUCCACCUGUCCCAGAAGCUCAACGUUGCCCCAUCCUCCUGCCACGGCUGGAUCGUCGGUGAACACGGAGACUCUUCAGUGCCAGUGUGGUCAGGCGUCAACAUCGCCGGCGUGCGGCUCCGUGACCUCAACCCCCUGGUGGGCACCGCCGAGGACCCCGAGAAGUACAAUGAGAUGCACAAGGAGGUGGUCAACAGUGCGUAUGAGAUCAUCAAACUGAAGGGCUACACCUCCUGGGCCAUAGGUCUCUCUGUGGCCUCCCUUGUCACCUCCAUAAUGAAGAACACUCGCUCCUGUUAUGCAGUCUCAGUUGCUGUCAAGGGUUACCACUCCAUCGACAAAGACGUGUUCCUGAGUCUGCCAGUCGUCUUGGGUGAGAACGGCGUCACUCACGUCAUCAAGCAGACGCUCACUGAGGCAGAGAUCAAUCAGCUGAAGACCUCUGCUGACACACUGUGGGACGUCCAGGCAGGGAUCCAGUUCUAAGCCUCGCUGCUCCUCUGGAAAGGUCAAGCUGAAGGCUGGGGUGUUCAGCUGUGGUGCCGUGCUGAAGGCUGGGGUGUCAAGAGGAAAUACUUAUGUGUAAUCUUUCAGCAUCUGCUUCUCUCCAUAGCAGUGAUUAGGACUAUAACCUAAGUGUAGUUAAUCUCUGUCUGAAGGAAUUACAGAAUGGUCAUUUUGUUUUGUUUUUCACAAUCCUUGACAGUCUUCUGUGAUGAAUAGUCCAUAACGUUUUGAUAUUUUGCUAGUUGAAAAUAAGUUUGAACAAAAUAAAUCAUAGCAUAUUUACCUACUUGUAAUGCUGCAGAGUGCAGGUUACGGCUUAUUCGGCUUUGGUGAGGACAAUGAUUUGUGUUUGUGUUGUGGGUGGCAGACCACUGCCGCCGGUGAGUCUCCUCGGUAGAACGCUGAGCUGUGUUUUUGAUGUAUGGAUGAGUAAGAGCUAUUUUUGCCAUGAGUCAUCUUGCAUUCAUAACCCAAAGGAAACAUUGAUUCAAAGAUGUGGGUUUAAAUAAUUCAUCUGAACUGUUGAAAUCUGACUUUUACUUUAAGAUUAGGUAAGAGCUGUUGAUGUUUGAAUUAUAUUUUUUGAACAGUUAAGCGAGCAACAAAUAAUUUUAUAAAAUGGACUUUGUUGUUAAAGCGUCAGAAUAUUUGGGUAGUUAAUGAAGAUGUUAACUGAAAAAGAAGUCAUUUAUAUCAACAUGUUCUUAAUAUAGCAAAAAUGGCCUCAUAAUGGAUAGCAUGAGCACUCGCACUACUGGAGGAACCCAAAGUAUGUAGUUAGAUCACAUUUAUAUGCCAUAGAAAGCUUCUUAUGUGUCCUUUAUCUAUUCUGAGAGGUUAUAACUAGUAGUCUACAAGAAAUAUACUCUAAGGUUCCUA
This is a messenger RNA of Eriocheir sinensis (Chinese mitten crab), 2433 nucleotides long. Its product is annotated as L-lactate dehydrogenase-like. Gene Ontology annotation, molecular function: L-lactate dehydrogenase (NAD+) activity. The record is from RefSeq and is a predicted model, not a curated record. Bases 535 to 1533 code for a protein of 332 amino acids. NCBI's taxonomy places the organism in Eukaryota, Metazoa, Arthropoda, Malacostraca, Decapoda, Varunidae. The transcript is spliced from 8 exons. Gene Ontology annotation, biological process: carboxylic acid metabolic process. Gene Ontology annotation, cellular component: cytoplasm.